AAUUUUGUAAAUUUUGUAAAUUUUGUAAAUUUUGUAAAUUUUGUAAAUUUUGUAAAUUUUGUAAAUUUUGUAAAUUUUGUAAAUUUUGUAAAUUUUGUAAAUUUUGUAAAUUUUGUAAAUUUAGUAAAUUUAGUAAAUUUGUGGUUAAUUUUCCAAAAUGUUUUACUUUUGUAGGAAUCUCAACCAUUCCCAAAAUUUAAUAAAAUACUCACAAACAAAUAUUUUACAAGUAAAAUAUUAUUCCAAAUUUUAUAAGGUAAAUUUUGCAAGAUUUUUGCAGAUUUUCAAUUUUUCACCUGGUAAAUUCUGUAAAAAAGUCCCUCUCCUUCCCUGUGCCAGGAGAUUUAAUCACACUAAAUCAGAAAAUGCCACAGGAUUUCCCUACCUGCCAAACACACCCGAAGAAACACACCAACUUAUCCCUCACCAGGACACUGUGGUAACUCCUGUGACCUCUGUAAACUCUGUGAACUCUGUGAACUCUGUAAGCUCUGUGAGCUCUGUAAGCUCUGUGAGCUCUGUGAAUAACUCUGUAAACUAUGUGAAUGGUUCUGUGGGUUCAUAUUUUACGGAUGCUUGUUCGGGUAUAAUAAAGUUGUAUUGUGAUUCUACGGAUCCGAACUACUCUCAGCCGUGGCAGAUGAGGAAGCAAAUCAAGAGCAUCGGUUCAGCGUUUGUGAUUAAGGAUAAACUAAUCCUCACCAACGCACACUGCGUCUCCUGGCAAAACCGGUGCCUAGUCAAAAAACACGGAUCGACUAGGAAAUACAUUGCUAGAAUGAUUGAGAUUGGUCAUGAGUGUGAUUUAGCGGUGUUGACUGUGGACGAUGAAUCGUUUUGGGACGGGAUAACACCGCUGGAAUUCGGUGACGUGCCGAAUUUACACGAUAACGUUACCGUCAUCGGGUAUCCCACAGGCGGUGAUAACCUCUGCAUCACUUCAGGCGUCGUAUCAAGAGUCGAUGUUACCACAUACUCACACUCCAAUUUUCGAUUAUUGUGUGUGCAAAUAGAUGCAGCGAUAAAUUCGGGAAAUUCUGGCGGUCCUGCGAUAAAGGAUGGGAGGGUGAUUGGUGUGGCAUUUCAGGCGUACGAUGAGGCGCAGAACAUCGGCUACAUCAUACCAACCUGCAUUAUUAACCAGUUUCUAAAACAAAUCCAACUUUUCAACAAGUACACAGGAUUCGUCAACAUCGGAAUCACAUACCAACUACUCACCAAUCCCUUCCUCAAAUCAUUCCUAUCUCACAAACAACAUAAUACUGAGUUGGGAUUAGGGGGUGGUAUAAUGGUAUGUCAGUAUGACGAAUCGCUGAGGGGAGUAAUAGAGACAAAUGACGUGAUUUUGCAAAUUAACGGGCAUCCCAUCGCCGAUGACGGGACUGUACACUUCAGAGGGGAUGAGAGAGUGCACUUGGGGUAUUCGCUGACUGAUAAAUUCUGCGGAGACGACUGCGAACUACUCAUCCUACGCAAUAACAAACUCAAAAAAAUCCAUAUAAAGCUUGGGAAGCCGAGCUAUUUAGUGCCGGAGCACCAGUGGGAUAUCAUGCCCAGAUAUUACAUCUACGCAGGACUCGUUUUCAUCCCACUCUCCAUGGAAUAUCUCAAAGACGAGUUUGGUAAGAAAUUCUAUGAGAGGGCGCCGACGGCGCUUUUGAAGCCGUUGUCGGACAUGUUUGCGCGUGAGAGUGGUGAGGAGGUGGUAAUACUAAGUCAAAUCCUAGCCUCAGACCUGACCAUAGGAUAUGAUUUCAAGAACAUACGCCUGGUCUCAGUCAACAAUACUAAAAUUCUGAACCUUAGGCAUUUGGAACAGGUGUUACUCAGUGCUGUGGAGAAAUACGUUAAGUUCCAGUUUGAGCAGGAUAUCCUAGUGGUCCUGGAAACCGCCAAAGUGCCCGAAUUCGAACAACAAAUACUACAACAACACGCAAUCUCAGCUCAUAAAUCUAGAAUUAUCUAGUAACAAAUUGUAUAAAAUUAUUGUCUGACAAGUUUAAAGGUCUUUUUAAGGUCAAUGGAGCUUAAAAUUGACAAGAAUUCAGACUCCAAAGACUUUAUCCUACGACCUGGUCCAGAGUAACUGAGCUCAUUUGUGUAACUGGGCUCAUUUGUGUAACUGAGCUCAUUUGUGUAACUGGGCUCAUUUGUGUAACUGGGCUCAAUUGUGUAACUGGGCUCAUUUGGUGAUUCCCCGCUGAGAUUGGGUAAAUUCGAUUUGCCUGAGAUUCCUGGCCCUAACCUUAAACAGGGACACAUUUUAAUUUGUAAUCUCACCCAAACGUGAAGGAAUUUAUA
Theileria parva strain Muguga is the source of this 2301-nucleotide messenger RNA. It is a transcript of the gene DEGP9, whose product is annotated as Trypsin family protein. Bases 158 to 1966 code for a protein of 602 amino acids. Gene Ontology annotation, molecular function: protein binding; serine-type endopeptidase activity. Lineage: Eukaryota; Apicomplexa; Aconoidasida; Piroplasmida; Theileriidae. The record is from RefSeq and is a predicted model, not a curated record. Gene Ontology annotation, biological process: proteolysis. The transcript is spliced from 8 exons.